This is a messenger RNA of Heterotrigona itama, 2168 nucleotides long. NCBI's taxonomy places the organism in Eukaryota, Metazoa, Arthropoda, Insecta, Hymenoptera, Apidae. The record is from the annotation of a GenBank genome assembly.
AUGGCAAAUAAGAUACAAAAGCAAAAAAUAGCCGUCAAUUACAAAGUCAAAGAACCUAUAAGCAACUUCAAAAUAAGGUAACACCUUCAAGUUUCAUUUGUCGUUGUAAUGCGCCAUGAAGUUUUGCAAAUGGCAAAAAGAAAUCAUAAAACUAUCGUUCGUCGUGCUGUUCGUUUUUGUUAGUUGCAGUAUACAUUGAAACAUACAAUUAAUACUAUUGAGGUCGUCUUGUCAGUCAAAAAAAAGUCAUUGUGAGAUUAAUGCCGAUUGAUAGAUCAACUGCGAUUUUUUGGCCGCCGAAACUUGUAUCAGACGUGUCGAUAGAAUUAGAACGUCGGCCAUCUGGCAGAGGUUGUUUCCACCUUCUAAAUUGUAUUUAUCUUUCGCGUGUUUAUUGUUACAGAGUCAAAAUCGUGCAGCAAAGGCCUUUGCUUGCAGAACUACUCGAGAACGAAGGGGAUACCAGGGACUCGAAUUUCCUCGAGGAGGAGGAUCGUAUUUUUGGCUGGCAGGAAAAAGUAUUCAGUCCGUUCGAAGUAAGUUUCUACAGGGAGGAGACGAAUUGCCUGACCGAAUGUCAGAAAGUAUAUUACCAGCAAAUCAAGGAGAGGAGCAUCGAAGGUUCUCAACUUUACACUUACACUCGGAACGAUUCGUAUUAUUUGGGCGAUGAAUUGUUAACGAAACGUUAUAAGACAAAGUUGGCGAUUAAGAAUCAAACGGCGUUACCGGCCUUGCAAAAUCGCAAACCGUUCUCUGAAAGGCACAAUAAAACGGUCGUCGACGAUGUACCUGACGAAACAAGGAUCCGAACGAACCAUUAUCUCUAUAUGGAGCGUUCCACGAUGUAUGUCAUGGUUGAUUUAUCUCAACGAGAUAAAAUCUUAACAAGCACCGACGAGGAUACGGAAAUAGUGCUACUAGCGAUUACGUACAAUGGACUGAAUAAAAUUUUAACGGUGAAUCCUGACUUCACGGACGAUCAUUGUUAUACUAUAACGAAUUCCAGCGGUAUUCGAUUUAAUUAUUGGCUGGAGCAUGUUUCCGAGAAACAAUCGUCAUUGGAAUUACAGCAACAACAAAAUGAAUCGCGAAAAGAAAUUAAGGAAUGUCUGAAACAUAGAGAAGCAGAAAUAUUUCACAGCUUCCAGUUAGUAUCAUCAAAUGUAUAUAAAUUUUUUAUAAAAUUGGACAUUUUGUCGGCUCAUGAUUUCUUUUUUGAUGGACUUUGCAUUUCCUAUUAUGUUGAUUUGCCAGAACAUUGGAAUACAAGUCAGAUUGAUAGAUUGUUCGGAAGAACUCAGAGAUGUAAUUUAAAAAAUAAUUCGGCAUAUUUUAGUUAUGCAACUGAAAUAUCAUUAGAUUUUCAAUCUACAGUUAUGCUUGAUGCAAACACUGUUUUAUUAUCUUGGCCACGAUUAUUACUAUCAGUUACAUCACUUGACAGCUGGUUUAGAUACCGCACAGAAGGUUACGCUAUGAUACCUUUGCCUGUACUACCUGGUUUAUAUAAAUUUAACAUCCCAACUUGGAGACCAACAGGAAGUAUCAUUAACACUCUUAGAAGAUUUUUUACAGGCAGUACUUAUGAACUGGAAGACAUAACUUAUUGUAGUAUUCCAAAAGGAUAUGAGGAUAAAAUGUUGAAUAAGUCACACUUAAAUGUUACAUCAAGUGGUUACAUAAAGUUAAAUAUGAAUAUUAUUCAUCAAACUCAUAGUUCAAUUAAACAUGGUGAUCAGUUAGAUUAUUUUCAAAGACUGAGUACAGAUAAACUUAUGACUAAUAUAGACAAUAUUUUUGAACAAUUUAAAGCAGCCAGAGAACGUAUGCUGCAAGUUAGAAAUUUAAACAUUUAAUUAUUCAAUAUAAAAUGAUUGUCAUGAAAAAAAAAAUCUUUGAUACAAAAUAUUUGAAAAUAAAUUUUUUUUAAAAUAUAUUUAAUGAAUUUUAAUAUAUUUAAUAUAUUUAAUGAAGUAAAAUAUUAUAAUUUUUUUUACUAAGAGUUGAUAAAACAAUGGUGUACCUGUACUUUCAGAAUAUUUAUUUUUUAAGUUACAAAUAUAUUUUGUUAAAUAUUGAUUGAUAUUAUGGUUGAAAAUUGCUUUAAGUUCACAUAUAAUAUUUAAAUUAUUUCUUUACAGAUGUUUCUAAACAGCGAUACAUAA